Molecule: messenger RNA, 693 nt
Organism: Magallana angulata
Lineage: Eukaryota; Metazoa; Mollusca; Bivalvia; Ostreida; Ostreidae
Exons: 1
Coding region: 1-693 (230 amino acids)
Source: RefSeq, a predicted model, not a curated record
AUGCCACAAAUGAAGACAACUCCCAGAAAGGAGCGGAAAUGUCCAAUGUGCAAGUUUAAGAGUUUUGAUAUGGAUGAAAUCACAAAGCACAUUACAGAAUGUGGGUUAAAGCAGCUCAAUAAGAGAUAUAGUUGUGAUCGACAAGAUUGUGAAUUUGCCACGAACAAGAUGGGGAACCUUACUAGACAUAAGAAAAGGCAUGCUGAGCUGGACCAGCAAGUUUCCCCGAAAGCAAUAUCCACUACCACUACAGAUAAGCAGGAUCAGACGAUGAAAAGCGUCGUGGUUGUAGAUGAAGAGAAAAGAAAAGAAACAGAUGUGGAUGAAGAAGAUUCGGACAGUGAAUGGAAAGACGCAGACCCUGGCAAUCUUCACAACAUUAUUGGUGAUGUCUCCGAGACAGAAAGUGAGAAAGAAGUUCAGCACAAAGAGAAAGAUCAGGAAGAAGUACAUAUUGGAAGGAUCUAUAGAAAACCUACUGUGCCAUUACCAAUUUUCGCUCCAAAGCGUAAAGAACCAUUUGUAUCUUCUUCUGGGGUUCCCGCACGCCCGAAGAUUUGCAGACCUUCUAGUUUAUUCAGUACUUCGGCAACGCAGACAGAGAAGAAAGUACGAAGAGUUGAGUGGACAAUCACCAAGUGGAAGGAAGGAGACAAGGAGAUCGAGCACAUUGUCAUGAUCGAAGAAGAGUAA